CCUCGUUAGCAAGCCGCUCGCGACUCUCCUGUCUCCCCACCCGACCCCGUCGCACGAUCCCGUCCUCUCUCGCCGCUCGCGACUUUCCUGUCUCCCCACCCGACCCCAUCUCAGAAUUUCUAGUUCGCCAUCUGCAUCGCCGCCCGGGUUACCUCCGCCCUCAUUUCGCUUUGCGCGCCACCACUCCGCUGCCCCCUUGUUAAUCUUCAUCCGCCCUUCCGAAGGAGAAGUUUGGUAUUGCAGCCCGAGUAGAGGAAAUCGAUCAGAUAGAGUCAGUGCAGAUGACUACCAUUCGUCGAUUUUGCUGUAAUGAUCUCCUUCGUUUUGCUUCUGUGAACCUUGACCAUCUGACGGAGACAUUCAACAUGUCAUUCUACAUGACUUACCUGGCUCGAUGGCCAGAUUACUUUCGUGUUGCAGUGGCUCCUGGUAAUCACAUCAUGGGAUAUAUUAUGGGCAAAGUUGAAGGACAAGGUGAAUCUUGGCAUGGCCAUGUAACUGCAGUUACUGUAGCUCCCCAGUACCGAAGGCAACAACUAGCAAAGAAGCUUAUGCAUUUGUUGGAGAACAUUAGUGACAAAAUGGACAAGGCGUACUUUGUUGAUCUUUUUGUAAGGGCAUCCAACAUGCCAGCCAUAAAAAUGUAUGAAAAGCUUGGCUAUGUGAUAUACAGACGAGUUCUUCACUAUUAUUCUGGAGAAGAAGAUGGGCUGGAUAUGCGAAAGGCUUUAUCUCGAGAUGUCGAUAAGAAGUCUAUUAUACCCCUUAAACGUCCAAUAACUCCAGAUGAACUCGAAUAUGAUUGAGUACCUCAGCAAGUGAUGUACUUUUAUUUGGUAAUAAUUGGUAAAUCGUUGUAUUUAUAACAAUUUAAGUCAGUGCUCGAUAAAUUUGAAUUAUGCUUUGAAGCUAUUUGUGUGAGAAACUACUUAGUUGUGUAUUAUUUGCUUCGUCGAAUUUGAUCCAAGAUUAAGCAGCUUGCUGCUACAUUUUCUGUCUACGUUAAUUGGAGGAGGCUUUUUUGGAAACUACUGUGACCUGCCGUGAUUUAAUUUUUCUGUUCUCGUGGUCUUUUUCAA
This is a messenger RNA of Zingiber officinale, 1079 nucleotides long. RefSeq names its product N-terminal acetyltransferase B complex catalytic subunit NAA20. The transcript has 6 exons. Gene Ontology annotation, cellular component: NatB complex. Gene Ontology annotation, biological process: N-terminal peptidyl-methionine acetylation. Gene Ontology annotation, molecular function: protein-N-terminal amino-acid acetyltransferase activity. Lineage: Eukaryota; Viridiplantae; Streptophyta; Magnoliopsida; Zingiberales; Zingiberaceae. The record is from RefSeq and is a predicted model, not a curated record. The coding region runs from base 282 to 806 and encodes 174 amino acids.